This is a messenger RNA of Phytomonas sp. EM1, 1425 nucleotides long. The record is from the annotation of a GenBank genome assembly. Lineage: Eukaryota; Euglenozoa; Kinetoplastea; Trypanosomatida; Trypanosomatidae.
AUGACAGGUGUUGCGGCGAUCCCCGAAUCCUUUCAUGGAUCGUUUUAUGAUGCAACGGGCAACAUUUGCGAGAAUGCAAGUAAUAUCACCACCGGUAGCGAUGAAGGAUCCGCCAACAAGAAGGAAGAGAAGUGGAUAUGGGUUUUAGACCCGUUAACACGUAAGCUGCGGGUGCCUUUGCAUUUGCUGGCUCCUACCGAAGCUACUGCCACGACUGGGACGGUACCAUCGCUCUGCAUCGCCUACCUUGAGGGACGUUGCCGUCAUCCUUGGUGCCGCCAGGCUCACGUGCACCCGUCCGCGAUCCGGCAGCUCCGUUUUGAGGCUCUCAAUGCACCAACAUGCUGCCACUUUCACAAUGAUCCUCACGAUAUUUCAAGGCUAACCAGCCGCUUUAAAUACGUUCGAAUUCUGAAUAGCGGCUCGGGCGGUAAUAGUGAGCCCAUUUCCUCUGAGCGAGUCGCUUCGACGGUCGGGUUACUACGUUAUCUUGUUCACAACGCACCCCCUAGCACGUCAAACGAUAAAGACGAGACGUCAGAAUCCGACGAGAAGGGUGCUAUUUUGAGUAUACCAGCAAAAUCGGUUUGCCGUCUCCACCUCGCGCACCGUUGCCGCUACUUGGAGGAUUGCAAUAAUAUUCACAUCUGCCGUGAAUCGGAAGUUCAUCUGCAGCUCUCUCCCCAUGUUUUUACGACACUCAGCCGAAUUAACAGUACUACCCGGACUGUUGUGCUUACGGAAACUUGCUACUCAGUUAGCAUGCUGGCGGCGGGGGAAGUAAGUGAUACGGAGUUUGAUGCGCUUUGUGAUGCUCAAAAGAGUGAACAAAGCUCUUUUUGCCAUCCACCAUCGUGGAAUUUAACAGAGCCGGGUUCGAUGGUUCCAGAAAAAGGUACUUCCAGUACCUAUAUUUCCAAAAGCCCCUUAAACUACCCGGCUUCCACCACGCUUUCUCCGUCAUCAGAAUGCUGGCAAAAUUUUUCGUUCGUCUCUGGUAUGUUGCCGGCUAGUUGCCUAUGCUCUGCCAACUCCGGCGCCCAUGCUGUCACUACUCCUUAUACCUUCAACAGUUCUCACCUUCGCGUCUACGACGUCCGUCCUAAGAACACUUUGGCUAAAAAUAUCAAUGAUAACGAUACAGCCACGUCUACCCUGAACGGCCAGCAUGACGAAAAUCACAUCACCGAAGAUUCGACCCCUGAUACUUCGUUUGUCAAGCAUCAAGAAAACUCCACACCUCGGGACAAUAACGUUUCAAAUGGAUCAGCUACGAAGAUGAACUGCGUCACACUCCCGAAAUGCGGCAGCAGCACUGAUGAUGGGGUUAGCACUUCGUCAAGUACGAUUCGCACGCCUAUAAAGGACGAUGUGAAUAUGGAUUUUCUUGUAUCAAGUAUUUUAGCUGGCAUGCAAAUAAAGUAG